This is a messenger RNA of Symbiodinium sp. CCMP2456, 1225 nucleotides long. NCBI's taxonomy places the organism in Eukaryota, Dinophyceae, Suessiales, Symbiodiniaceae. The record is from the annotation of a GenBank genome assembly.
AUGGAAGCAGCGAUGGUGGUGGGUCGGGUGACGCGACCACCGCCUCAGGACGCCGUGCGUCCGAGGAUGGGAACCCUGGCAGUGGAACGCACAGGGAUCUACAAGCUGGACUACCGCAUGGUCCGGGAGCCCCUCGUGGAAGAGUGGCGAUGGCGCGAUGGCCGCAUGGAGGGAGAUGGCCCGACGCGCGAUGUCGGCAACACGAGUACGAAGGGGCCGUCUGAGAGACUGAUCAUCCCCACCUUUAGCGGGGACGUGGAGGGCACCGGUGACUUGGGCACUUCUGCCCGGAGCUAUCUCAGGCAAAUAGCCGCCUGGGAAAAGAUGACGAAGUUGACGCCGGACCAACGCGCCCUGGUCCUCUACCAGAACCUCCAGGGAUCAGCAUGGGUCAAUUCCGAGUCGCUUUGUGUUGAGGACUUGGCUAGGCGGGAUGGCGUGCAGGUGCUGAAGGAUUGGAUCACCCAGCACUACCUGGACAUCGAGGUGACCCAGGUGGGAAGGUCGCUGAGUGACCUGUUCAGAAAGCUGAGGAGAAAGCCCAGUCAGACUUUCCGCGACUACACUUCAGAGUUCAAUAGGGCCAGCUUGGACGAGUCGACGGAGGUCUCGCUUCUGGCCUCGGUGGGGAACAGAUACGCUCUACGUGACCUACAACAGGCCGCGAUAAUCCUGGAUCGCUCCAUCCGCAAGCCUUGGGAGCGCGGGAGCCGCGGCGAUGGGGCGGCAGCCAAGCGCUACAACUCGGUGAACCACACGGAGGAGGCCGAGGGCAUCGACCAGGACGACUCCGAGCAGGACUUUGACCUCGUCGACCAAAUCGGCGAGGACACGGGCGACUUGUACAUCACCUACAUGACCGCGAAGGCCAGAUAUCGGGAUGCCACCAAGGCCCGUGGAAUGGAAAGCCAUGGAUCCGCGGAUCGUCGCGGACUAGACACCGCUGCUGUGAAGCGAGCUGCGGAAGCCAAGACCGUGCAUGUGACCAACGACAUUGUCGAGUUUGCCUCGAAUGGGCAGUUUGAGCUCUAUGCCAUCCUGGAUUCAGCGUGCUCCACCAAGUCGGUGGUCGGGACCAACUGGCUUGAGCGCUAUCUGGGACUCACUCGCGGCAAGGACUAUGACAUCGGCUUCAUCUAUGAGCGCGAGGCUUUCAAGUUCGGGGCGGCCCAUAAGAUCUACGAGUCAUCGUAUGCGGCAGUGAUCCUGGUCCCGAUCUACGAUC